This is a messenger RNA of Pygocentrus nattereri (red-bellied piranha), 2833 nucleotides long. It is a transcript of the gene tpm1, whose product is annotated as tropomyosin 1 (alpha). NCBI's taxonomy places the organism in Eukaryota, Metazoa, Chordata, Actinopteri, Characiformes, Serrasalmidae. Gene Ontology annotation, biological process: cardiac muscle contraction; actin filament organization. Bases 146 to 1000 code for a protein of 284 amino acids. Gene Ontology annotation, molecular function: actin filament binding. Gene Ontology annotation, cellular component: actin filament. The record is from RefSeq and is a predicted model, not a curated record. The transcript is spliced from 9 exons.
CACGGAGAGGACCGCUUGCACUCCAGCUCAGCGUUCAGUCUGGCCCACACGCUCUGAGCUCAGCGCCGGCCGUCAGCUCGCUCUUUUCACUUUAUUUUCCCUGGAACUGUUUAGUGUGUGUGUGCAGCCAAACCAAUAACCAGCCAUGGAUGCCAUCAAGAAGAAGAUGCAGAUGCUCAAGCUCGACAAGGAGAACGCCUUGGACAGAGCUGAGCAGGCUGAGGGAGAUAAGAAGGCAGCGGAGGACAGGAGCAAACAGCUGGAGGAAGAGUUAAGAGAGUUGGAAAAGAAAUUGCGCAUAACCGAGGAUGAGCGCGAUAAAGUGUUUGAGGAGUUCCAGCAGGCCGAGGAAAAGUUGCUGACCGCAGAGGAGGUCGCCACUAAGGCUGAGGGUGAUGUAGCCUCUCUUAACAGACGUAUCCAGCUGGUUGAGGAGGAGUUGGAUCGUGCUCAAGAGCGUCUGGCCACUGCCCUUCAGAAGCUGGAGGAAGCCGAGAAGGCUGCUGACGAGAGUGAGAGAGGCAUGAAGGUCAUUGAGAACAGGGCCUUGAAGGAUGAGGAGAAGAUGGAACUGCAGGAGAUUCAGCUCAAAGAGGCCAAACACAUUGCUGAGGAAGCUGACCGCAAAUAUGAGGAAGUGGCCCGUAAGCUGGUGAUUGUUGAGGGUGAGCUGGAGCGUACAGAGGAGCGUGCUGAGCUGUCAGAGAGCAAAUGUGCUGAGCUUGAGGAAGAGUUGAAAACUGUGACCAACACCCUGAAGUCUCUGGAGGCCCAGGCUGAGAAGUACUCACAGAAGGAAGACAAAUAUGAGGAGGAGAUCAAGGUCCUCACCGACAAACUGAAGGAGGCUGAGACUCGUGCUGAGUUUGCUGAGAGAUCAGUAGCCAAGCUUGAGAAGAGCAUUGAUGACCUGGAAGAUGAGCUGUAUGCCCAGAAACUCAAAUACAAAGCUAUCAGCGAGGAGCUAGACCACGCUCUCAACGACAUGACUUCAAUGUAAUUCAUGUGCUGUCUCUGCUUGUGCCUCUGCCUGCCUAUCCCCUCCCUCACCCCCUCACACUCCCUCCAACUCGUCACUACAUCUCUCUGACUCUGUCUGGCCAACACCAUCCUCCUUUCAUAAAAUGUCCUGCUAUCGCUGUGACUCAGCAAGAUUGAUGGCUCCUGUAGUCAUGCUCCUUGUUCACUUGUUAAUGGUCAUGUUAAUUGUCUUUAGCAUGUUCUUGUCUUUGCACACUUUGUGGCAAAGGCUUUGAAUUUAUGCUGAGUAAAUAUGUCUGCACUGGAGCAAAUGUAAAGAUGAACAGUGAAGCCAGAUUUUGUGGAAGCAGUGUAUAGUAGUGCUGUUAACUUUCUACCAGGUUGUACUGUUUCCCAUAACCACUGUAUUACUUUUACAUCAAAGUAAUCUUUUCUAAUUUGUGGAUGAAAGUGAAUUGCACCAAGCUCUAAAAAAGUGUUUUGAGUUAAUGAUCUGAUAAUGUACAAGCAUAAUCCAUUGUUAACCCUGACAUACAGCAUGUGUAAGCAGUUUUUCUAAAAUGAAACUGUGCUGAAGGGGAAGCGUUUCAGUGACGAUUAUGCUUGGUUACUUCCUGUGUGUUUCGUCUCUGGUGUACCCUCUCUGAUUACAGUAGCUACUCUGCCACUAACAUGGUUUACUUCUUCUACUACCUUGAUUUCGAAAACUCACUCCCUGCAGCUUGGUUCACCAUCGCAUUUGAGAUUGAGAUGACAUAUUGUGAACUAGGCUACUUUAUGACUGACCUGUGUGGUGUUGGGUAAGUCAGCCCGGUGUCUUUGUGUUUGGCUCCACUCCUUGGCUAUUAAGGGUACUCAAGCUGUUAUUCUAAACUUGUGUUCUGUGCCAUCAGGUGAAUGUAAGCACAUUUUUAAAGUUAACUCCCAAUUACAAAGUUGUUACAGUAUGGCUUUUGAUGAAGGUUUUAAAAAAACGUGUACACUGAAAUGUGCUGGGCAACUGUGCAGCUAUAUUUGAUAAAGCGCAAUGUUUAGAUAACAUGGUGAUUCUUAGAUAUUUAAGGUUUAUGUAUGAAGUGAUGUCUCUUAGACAUCUUAGAUUUUAUGCUAAAAUCAUCUGAAGUCAGUUUUCCAUCAAUACAGGUUCUUUUAAUUGCAUGACUUGCAUCAACAAUAUUAUAACAGCUGUAAUAUUGUCCAGGGCUGACAAUGCAGUUUAUUAGACUAUAUUUUUUCCAAAUCUCAUGCUCUUUGAAGGUUGCACCCAAAUUGAGGCUAUAGCAGAGCAGGAUCAUCAUCCAUAAAGUAAUAUAAGCUCUGUCUUCAGCAUUAUGGAUUAGAUUCAUGCACAUGGUGGCAGAUGGCCCAGUGUGUGUGUAAUUUUGUACAGUUGCUAAGUUUCUGUAACACAACAUGGAAGUUAUUAUUCAGGGCUGAGGAUCUGAGAUUUGAGACUGCUUUGAGCUGUGUGUGAGACUCUACCCCCCCCUGGGCAAUGCCUCUACAGUGGGCAUUGUGGCUCCUGAUUUGCCUUUACCCACUCUGGUGUGUGCUGUGCGUCCUCUCAGCCCCAAAUAAGGCCUCUUACCUUCUCUCUGCUCCUUUUCCCUGCACAGAUAAAUUGUUUACACCCAUCAGACGCCUCCCGCCGGCUGAGCGGCAUCAUUCUGCUCUCUUCAGCCUUCUCUCUUUUUCUUUCCUCAUCUGUCUGUCUUUCUCCUUCCUCCUCUCCCUCACUUCUUUGUCAGCCCCUAUCCAUCACUGUUGAUUUCUUUCCCCUCUCUUGUACAGAACCCCUGAUUCUUUCUGCAUUGUGUAAAAAUAAACGUUCUUCCUUCGAUGUAAAACUAUA